This is a messenger RNA of Plasmodium vinckei vinckei, 2214 nucleotides long. RefSeq names its product ubiquitin-protein ligase, putative. The coding region runs from base 1 to 2214 and encodes 737 amino acids. Gene Ontology annotation, molecular function: protein binding. The record is from RefSeq and is a predicted model, not a curated record. The transcript has 4 exons. Lineage: Eukaryota; Apicomplexa; Aconoidasida; Haemosporida; Plasmodiidae.
AUGAAAAGCAAUCUUUGUAUUAUACUAAUAUUUUUUGUUUAUGUUAUAAAUAGAACAUACUGUUUUAAUAAUGUUAUAAUAAAUAAUACCAGAUUUUUAUCUAAAGAAAAUCAUUUAAAGAUUAGAGAAUAUAAUUCAAACAACUAUAAUAAGGAUGAGAUAAGUUUACCAGAACAUUUGACUCUUAAGGAUACGUUAGGUUAUGUAUCCACACUUUUGGAAGUUGACGAAUAUGAUGAAAGUUCUCAAAAGCGAAUACCAUUAACUGUUGAUGGGAGUGUGGAAAAUGAAAAUGAAAAUGAAAUGAUGUCUUUUGCAAGUAAUACAUACAAUUCUGAUAAGAAUAAUAAUGGAAUGGGAAAUAAUCGGACAGGAACAGAUAAUGUAGAAUAUGAUAACCCAAAUAAUAAUGAAGAUGAAAAUGAACGAAAAAAAUUAUUUGAUCUAGCUAUGGAAUUAAAAGAUGGAUCAAAAAAUCGAAAACAAGAUAUACAAAAAAGUAUAAAAAUAUUUGAAAAAUUAAUAAUGAAUAAAAAAAAAGAUGAAAUAACUUCUUUAUCAUAUUAUGAAUUAGGAAAAAUAUAUUUUUUUGGAUAUAAAAAUUAUUUUUUUGCUUAUAAAAGAAAUAUAAAAUUAAGUUUAUAUUAUUUAAAAAAGUCUAGUGAAAUGAAAAAUCCGGGGGCUUUCCAUUUUUUAAGUUUUAUAUAUUUUUUUGAAUUUAACAGAAAGCCAAAUAAUGAAAUAGUAGAAGAGAUUGAAGAGGGAAGAAAGAAAAAGGGUGUAAAUAACCAUAAGAAAAAACCAAAUGAUGAAGUAAAAAUAAGAACACAUUUUAUUAAAAAGGCAAUCGAAUAUGAAAUAGAAGGUUGUUUAUUAAAUUACACACCUUCUAUUUUAGCAAUGGGAUAUAGAUAUUUAUAUGGUAUACAUUUAAAAAGAAAUUGUGAAAAAUCAAAAGAUUAUUAUAAAUUAAUAGCUGAAAAUGUAAUGAAUUCAGAUUAUAUUAACAUUCCUUUAUCUGAUCUUGAUUUAUUAAACAAAGGUAAUAUAAAUAUUCAUAAUGAAAUUAGUAAUUUAAAAAAUAAUGAAGAAGAAAUUUUAGAAUUUUUAAAGGAACAAAUUAAAGGUGGUGAUGUUAUGGCAAUGUAUGACCUUGGAAAAAAAUAUAAAGAUGAAAAAAAUUUUACUCAAGCCUUUGAAUAUAUAAAUGAGGCAUCAAAAAAAAAUAAUAUAUUAGCUUUAAAAGAGUUGGGAAUAAUAUAUUUGUAUGGUUAUGGCACUGAAAAGGAUAUUAAAAAGAGUAUUGAAAACUUUUCUAAAGCAGCGGAAGCGGGAGAUGUCGAGUCGAAGUGUUACUUGGGAUACAUUUACUACUUUAUUGAUGGUUACCGAGAUUUAAAAUUGUCACUAAAAUAUUUGACCGAAGCAGCAAACCAUGAUCAUGCAGAAGCUCUUUUUUUUCUCGCAGAGAUAAUUUUAGAUAUUUCAGUAAAAAAAAGACAAAUUUCCGAUAAUGUAUAUAAAAUAGUAUUUAAAUUAUAUGAGCAUUCAGCAGAUUUAGGAUAUGUUCAGGGAUAUUUUAGAGAAGCACAAUUAUAUGAAAUUGGAAAAGGUAUUAAAGAAUCUUGCUUGAAUUCAGCCCUUUCCUACAAAUUCGUUGCUGAAAGUACCCCAUGGGCCAACGAAAUACGUCAAGGCAUGAACUACUAUAUAGAAAAGGACUUUAUAAAGUCGUUUUACACAUAUGCGUUGGCUGCAUAUGAGGGAUAUGAAGUAGCCCAAAGCAAUUUCAUAUACAUAUAUAAAAAUAAUAAUUUAAAAAAUUAUGUUAAACCUGAAAAGGUUAUGCACGUGUUACACUUAUUGUAUAGCCAAGGGAAUUACAAAACUUUAUAUGAAAUGGGAGAAAUAUAUAAAGAACAAAAUAAACAAAACUUAUCGAUAUAUUACCAUAAAAUGGGAUUAAAUAAGGGGGACCUCAGAAAUCUUCUCCCUUUAUCAUAUUAUUAUGAGCAAAAUAAGGAUAAUGAUAGGGCGCUAAAAUAUGUAAGCUACUUCAUAAAGCAAACCGGAAGAGAACAAGAAUCGAAUGAUACAAAAAUGGAAAAAAUAAAAAGUAUACUUGACAAAUCAUUGCUAUACUUUAGAAAAUAUAAGUUAUUUUUUAAAACGUUUUAUAACACAAAAAAAAAAGAAAAAAAAAAAGGAACUUAA